CAGGAGCCCGGGCGUCUUCUCAGGGGCGGAGCCUGUCAGUAUGGGGCGGGGGCUUUGUCCCAGAGGCGGGGCCUACGCGUCACUGCACUGGUCGGGGUGUUGCAACUCAGGUGUCCCCCCCCCCCAGGGUCAGAGGAAGGCAGCAGUGCGCAGCCAAGGCACUGGAGAUAAUAUCCUCUGAGACAAAAAUUGUCUUCAAACUAUGGCUGAUGCCACCUCACUCCGUGUGAAAGAGCUCCCCAGUGCUGAAGUGCAGAAGAACCAUGUACUAACCCUGGAAGAAUGGCAGGAUAGGUGGGUGACCCGUAACAUCGGAUUUCAUCAGGAACAAGGGAAUCGGCUAUUAAAGAAGCAUUUGGAUACAUUCCUUAAAGGCCAGAGUGGAUUGAGAGUGUUUUUCCCUCUCUGUGGAAAAGCGGUUGAGAUGAAAUGGUUUGCAGACCGGGGCCACACUGUAGUUGGUGUUGAAAUCAGUGAAAUUGCGAUUCGGGAAUUUUUUACAGAACAGAAUCUUUUGUAUACAGAGAAACCACUUACCGAAAUUGCUGGUGCCAAAGUAUUUAAGAGUUCUUCAGGGAACAUCUCAGUGUAUUGCUGCAGCCUGUUUGAUCUUCCCAGAGUGAAUAUUGGCAAGUUUGACAGGAUUUGGGACAGAGGAUCGUUAGUGGCUAUCAAUCCAAGUGACCACGAUCGCUAUGCAGAUGUAAUACUGUCCCUACUGAACAAAGGAUUUCACUACCUCGUGGCCAUCCUUUCUUAUGAUCCAACUAAACAUGCAGGCCCGCCAUUUUAUGUUCCAGACACUGAACUUAAAAGGUUAUUUGGUACGAAGUGCAGCAUUCAGUUCCUUGAGGAGGCUGAUGCUUUGGAAGAACGACACAAAGCUUGGGGACUUGAUUACAUUUUUGAAAAAUUGUAUCUCCUUACAGAAAAGUAAAACACAGCUGCUGCUGGUGGGUGCGCAUGCCUUUAAUCCCAGCAUGCGGGAGGCAGGGGCAGGUGGAUCUCUGUAAAUUCCAGGCCAGCCUGGUGUAUAAACUCCAGGGCAGCCUGGCCUAUGCGGAGAAACUCUGUCUUAGAAAAAAACAAGCAAAACAAAAAUAAUCAAUCCUUGUAUGAGUUUUUGAAAAAUAAAAGAUUAUGUUAAUGCUUGAAAGUAUAAGCACUUGGAAUUUUCUUAUGCAGUGUACAGAUCUUUGCUCGUGGCUUUUUAAGUGAAGUCACACAUUAAAUACCUGUGACUUUUUUAUAGUCAGCAUGUAUUACUUCUAUAAUGAAAAAUCAAAAAUCUAAUGCCUGUAACUUUAAACAACAAAUAAAAAUAUAUAUUAUGUAUGAAAACAAAAGUCACUGAGGAAAUGUAAGAUCGUAGUAUUAUUUGGGGUAGUCUAAAUUGUUUUAUUAAAAAUUGUACUUUACUAUAAAUCCUAAUCUACUUAGGUCCUGGGAUCCCAGCUUCACAUAUUCCCCCCCUUGAAUAAUUUUAUAUAUAACAGAAUCAAGAAACAACAAAGA
Messenger RNA from Microtus ochrogaster (prairie vole), 1515 nucleotides. It is a transcript of the gene Tpmt, whose product is annotated as thiopurine S-methyltransferase. Gene Ontology annotation, molecular function: thiopurine S-methyltransferase activity. The record is from RefSeq and is a predicted model, not a curated record. Bases 203 to 937 code for a protein of 244 amino acids. The transcript has 9 exons. Lineage: Eukaryota; Metazoa; Chordata; Mammalia; Rodentia; Cricetidae.